This is a messenger RNA of Lichtheimia ornata, 507 nucleotides long. RefSeq lists its product as uncharacterized. The transcript is spliced from 2 exons. The coding region runs from base 1 to 507 and encodes 168 amino acids. Lineage: Eukaryota; Fungi; Mucoromycota; Mucoromycetes; Mucorales; Lichtheimiaceae. The record is from RefSeq and is a predicted model, not a curated record.
AUGUGCCUUCCUUGCAGGAAAGCUCAUUAUGAAUGCUAUCCUGAGACUGGCUGCACAAAAGUCACUCAACAAACGUCAAAAGAAGGGUGUCGAAUCGGAGAAGAAGGGCCAGGCCUUGCAAGCUUAAGAGAAGCUAUCAUCAAGGCCAAGAAAGAGGUAGCUGGUCGGCGUGAGGAGUUGCGCCAUGCUUUGGAGGCCACAGGCCAUCAUCUUGACACCGCCAACAACCAUCAACAAGCACUUUACAUCCAAACCGGUGCACCACGGCUUCAGGAUGUUGUUCGACAGACCAUCAACAGCGUUGAUCGUGAGCAAAUCAAACGUGAGCGAUACAACAAGCUCCGGGACCUUCUGAUAGCUCAAAACAUCCCAGAGUCAGCGAUGAUCUUCAAUCCUGCCAAGGAUUGGGUGAACACUGGCCGUGGCAAGUUGAAGAAAGUUGUCAAGGAAAUAGCACAAUUUCAACGUGCACAUGAAAUUGUUAUGAACCGCCGUCGCCAGCAUUAA